AUGGGAGGAGGCUUAGCAUUAUUUUGGCGAGAUAAGGACAUAGCUACCUUAUUGAGUUAUUCACAGAAUUAUAUUGAUGUUAUUGUGACUCUACCGAGUAAGCCUCAGUAUCGGCUAACCUGUUUCUAUGGAUUUCCUGAGAGGACAAGAAGACAACAAUCAUGGGAUUUAUUGCGUCAGCUUAAGGGGCAAUCUACGCUCCCUUGGAUCGUCCUUGGCGAUUUCAAUGAUUUAUUGUAUCAUUCAGAGAAACGGGGUCCAAACCCACAUCCAGAAUCCCUUAUGAUGGGUUUUGGUGAUGCCUUACAAGAUUGCAGACUGAUGGACCUUGGUAUGAUGGGAAACCAAUUUACGUGGGAACGUGGUCGUGGAACGGAGGCUUGGGUUGAAGAACGCCUGGAUAGGGCGGUUGCUACCCUUGAGUGGUCUGACAUUUUUGAAGAAGUGAGCCCGACGUGGCCAGUUCGCAAAAAAUUCCGCUUCGAAGCUGCAUGGUUGCUAGAUGAUGGUUGUAGGAUUGUUGUGGAACAUGCUUGGGGUCUUUCGAUUGGUAUGGAAUUCCAGGAAAGAGUGUUCGGUUGUGGGCAGAGAUUGUGGCGGUGGGGAAGGGAGCAUUUCAAGAAAUUUGGUAAUCGCAUCUCUCAGUUACGCAAGCGAUUAAUAUCACUGAAGGAGAACCGAUUUCCCUGGCGUCAAAGAUCAAAGCAGUUAUGGCUCAAGAAUGGUGAUAACAAUACAAAAUAUUUCCAUAAAUCUGCCACUGCAAGGAAACGAAGUAAUCAUCUCUCGAGGAUUAAAACUCAAGAUGGAGAAUGGGUUGAUGGCUUGGGUUUAAAUGAAGAGAUAUUGAGGUAUUUUAGUGAGAUAUUUACAUCUGCUACUCCUGCGACAUCUUUUUUUCAUAAUGUCCAAUCUCACAUCACUGAGGAUAUGAAUAUGCGCCUGCUUAGACCGUUCACAGUGGAAGAGGUUAAGUUGGCACUAUUUGAUAUGGCUCCGAAUAAGGCACCAGGCCCGGAUGGCAUGACUCCUGCGUUUUAUCAGCGGUUCUGGUCUGUGGUAGGUCAUGAUUUAUCUUGCUUUGUUUUAAAUUGUCUGCAUAGUGCUACUAUUCCCCACGGCUUGAACGGCACUAAUAUUGUUCUCAUCCCGAAAAAGAGAGUACCGGAGAGGGUUUCUGAUCUUCGCCCCAUAGCGUUGUGUAAUGUUGCAUAUAAAUUUUUGGCUAAGGUUGUGGCAAACCGAAUGAAGGAGGUGCUGGAUUGUGUUAUAUCUCCUAACCAGAGUGCAUUUGUGCAAGACAUAUUAUUGUCGGAUAAUAUUAUUGUAGCUGGGGAGAUAGGACAUUACCUUAAGCGUACAAGACAAGGGAAUGUCGGAUGGGCUGCUUUAAAGCUAGACAUGGCCAAGGCUUAUGACAGAAUGGAGUGGGGAUUUUUGGAAGGCAUGCUACAUGCCCUCGAUUUUCAUCCUGAUUGGACUAAGCUUGUGAUGUUAUGUGUGACAACAAUUCGGUAUAAUAUUACGGUCAAUGGAGAGGUAGCCGGAACAGUUGUGCAAUCAAGGGGUAUUCGUCAGGGUGACCCUCUUUCACCUUACUUAUUCAUUCUUUGUGCUGAAGGUCUUUCUGUUUUACUUAACCAAGCGGAACGUAGGGGUGAUAUUCAUGGAAUUAAAGUGGCACGAGGUGCUCCAGCGGUGUCGCACCUAUUAUUUGCAGACGACAGUCUUCUUUUCUUUAAGGCUAUUCCGAGGGAGGUGCAAGUGGUUAAAAAUAUUUUGGAUAUGUACUGUGGGGCUUCAGGUCAAGCAAUUAAUUUUGAUAAAUCCAGUAUCAUGUUCAGUUCUAGUACGGCGACCCCUACAAAGGAAUUUGUGGCGGAUAUAUUAGGUGUGCGUGUGGCCAAUGAUCUGGGAAAGUACCUUGGUUUACCUUCUUUUAUGGGGCGCAACAAGUCUGUUACGCUUCGUUUCAUUGAGCAGAAGAUUACCGAGAGGAUGGAACGGGCAAUGAAUCGAUAUUGGUGGGAGAGCGGGAAUGCGACUAGCAGGGGUAUUCAUUGGUUAAGUUGGGACCGAAUGUGCUUGCCUAAAUGCCAUGGGGGACUGGGUUUUAAAAAGCUACACGAGUUCAAUAUUGCCCUUCUAGCUAAGCAGGGGUGGCGUUUGUUGUUGCAUCCGGAGUCUCUGGUGGGCAGACUUAUGAAGGCACGAUAUUACCCCAACUGUGAUUUCUUGCAUGCUCAGCUUGGGGCUAACCCGAGUUAUAUUUGGCAAAGUGUUUUAGCAAGCCAAUCACUUCUUAGAGAGGGGAUUGCAAAGAGAAUCGGGGAUGGUAAGGACACUGCGAUAUGGGGUUGGCCUUGGCUUUCUGAUGUUGACAAUCCAUCCUUGGUAACACCAUGCAUUGACAACUUGAGAGAGGCCAAAGUCAGUGGUUUGAUUGAUGAAGCAGGUAACUGGGAUGGUGAGAUUGUGAGGGAUCUGUUUGUGGACUCUGAUGUUGCUCGUAUUCUAGCUACUCCAAUUUCUCCCCAGUUUAAGGACACAUGGCGCUGGAAAGGUGAUUGGAGAGGUGUUUAUGCAGUUAGACAUGGGUAUAGAAUAUUAACUUCUUCAACCUUUGCUGCAGAUUCUCGAUUGUGCUUCAUAAAAUGUCGCCAGCUUUGGAAAUUGCCAGUUCCACCAAAAGUCAAAAACUUCAUAUGGCGAUGUAUGCGAUCUGUCCUCCCUGUUCGCGAAGUGCUUAAAACCCGUCAUGUUUGGGCAGGAAGUGGAUGUCCUUUUUGUGUUGCUGAAUCGGAAACAAUGGAACAUCUUUUUUGUGCUUGCCCGCAAACAAAGCAGGUAUGGGAUGAUUCGUCAAUAUUAUUUGAAGAAAGUUUGCCGUUGCUGUUGAAUAAGUUAUUUGAUGAUGGUUGUUUAAAUAAAGCUGUGCAUGCUGCUGCUAUAUUAUGGAUCAUUUGGUGUACAAGAAAUGAUGUGGUCUGGAAUGAAGGCUCUUGGUCUAUCAUUGGCAUGCGUCGGCAAGUGGCGGGAUUACGUGAGGUAUGGCAUACAGCAUACUCACAAUCUGCUUUUGUACAUGCAACCAUUCCUUCUCCUUAUAAUUGGUCACCACCGACAGAAAACCUCAUCAAGUGUAAUGUUGAUGCUGCAGUCAAUGAUAAUGGGGCGAGCUAUGGUGUAGUUAUUCAAGACCAUAACGGCAAGUAUGUGGAUGCAUGUGAUGGGCGGCUUGGACUUGUUCGUGAUCCUUUGUUGGCUGAAACUAUGGCAGCAAAGGAGGCGUUGUCGUGGCUUAAGGCUAGCGGCUAUUCUAAUUUAAUUUUUGAAACUGAUUGUCUUACUUUCUGCAAUAGUUUUCAUUCGAAUUCUUCGGACCUAUCUUAUGUGGGUGUGUUAGUUAAGCAAUGUUGUGAUAUUGCUAGGGACAUUGAGAACGUGUAUGUUCACCAUGUCCGUAGAUCAGCGAAUCAUGUGGCUCAUGUUCUUGCACGGGCAGCUGGUUCUUUGUCUGGCUCAAGGUCGUGGGGAUCUGUUCCACCGGCCUGUAUUUCCCACUUGAGAAUCGGGGAUGGUAAGGACACUGCGAUAUGGGGUUGGCCUUGGCUUUCUGAUGUUGACAAUCCAUCCUUGGUAACACCAUGCAUUGACAACUUGAGAGAGGCCAAAGUCAGUGGUUUGAUUGAUGAAGCAGGUAACUGGGAUGGUGAGAUUGUGAGGGAUCUGUUUGUGGACUCUGAUGUUGCUCGUAUUCUAGCUACUCCAAUUUCUCCCCAGUUUAAGGACACAUGGCGCUGGAAAGGUGAUUGGAGAGGUGUUUAUGCAGUUAGACAUGGGUAUAGAAUAUUAACUUCUUCAACCUUUGCUGCAGAUUCUCGAUUGUGCUUCAUAAAAUGUCGCCAGCUUUGGAAAUUGCCAGUUCCACCAAAAGUCAAAAACUUCAUAUGGCGAUGUAUGCGAUCUGUCCUCCCUGUUCGCGAAGUGCUUAAAACCCGUCAUGUUUGGGCAGGAAGUGGAUGUCCUUUUUGUGUUGCUGAAUCGGAAACAAUGGAACAUCUUUUUUGUGCUUGCCCGCAAACAAAGCAGGUAUGGGAUGAUUCGUCAAUAUUAUUUGAAGAAAGUUUGCCGUUGCUGUUGAAUAAGUUAUUUGAUGAUGGUUGUUUAAAUAAAGCUGUGCAUGCUGCUGCUAUAUUAUGGAUCAUUUGGUGUACAAGAAAUGAUGUGGUCUGGAAUGAAGGCUCUUGGUCUAUCAUUGGCAUGCGUCGGCAAGUGGCGGGAUUACGUGAGGUAUGGCAUACAGCAUACUCACAAUCUGCUUUUGUACAUGCAACCAUUCCUUCUCCUUAUAAUUGGUCACCACCGACAGAAAACCUCAUCAAGUGUAAUGUUGAUGCUGCAGUCAAUGAUAAUGGGGCGAGCUAUGGUGUAGUUAUUCAAGACCAUAACGGCAAGUAUGUGGAUGCAUGUGAUGGGCGGCUUGGACUUGUUCGUGAUCCUUUGUUGGCUGAAACUAUGGCAGCAAAGGAGGCGUUGUCGUGGCUUAAGGCUAGCGGCUAUUCUAAUUUAAUUUUUGAAACUGAUUGUCUUACUUUCUGCAAUAGUUUUCAUUCGAAUUCUUCGGACCUAUCUUAUGUGGGUGUGUUAGUUAAGCAAUGUUGUGAUAUUGCUAGGGACAUUGAGAACGUGUAUGUUCACCAUGUCCGUAGAUCAGCGAAUCAUGUGGCUCAUGUUCUUGCACGGGCAGCUGGUUCUUUGUCUGGCUCAAGGUCGUGGGGAUCUGUUCCACCGGCCUGUAUUUCCCACUUGGUUGAUUAUUAA
Molecule: messenger RNA, 4824 nt
Organism: Ipomoea triloba (trilobed morning glory)
Lineage: Eukaryota; Viridiplantae; Streptophyta; Magnoliopsida; Solanales; Convolvulaceae
Exons: 5
Coding region: 1-4824 (1607 amino acids)
Molecular function (GO): nucleic acid binding; RNA-DNA hybrid ribonuclease activity
Source: RefSeq, a predicted model, not a curated record